AUGGCUGCGAAUAUGUACAGAGUCGGCGACUGCGUCUAUUUCGAGACGUCGUCGACGUCUCCGUACCAAAUCCGGCGGAUAGAAGAACUAAAUAAAACAGCCUCCGGCAACGUGGAGGCUAAGGUCAUGUGCUUCUACAGGCGGCGGGACCUGCCCAACCCCCUUAUACAGUUAGCUGAUAAGCAUCAAAGUAAGUAUAUAUUUGAUUACGUUGUAUUAUCAAACCCUGAAAUGGGAGGGAGAGGCAGACAGACCUCAGGCCAACUCAGCAACGAAUACGAUUUACACGGUUAUCUUGUAUACGUGGGUAGUACUUUAUAA
Pieris macdunnoughi is the source of this 321-nucleotide messenger RNA. Lineage: Eukaryota; Metazoa; Arthropoda; Insecta; Lepidoptera; Pieridae. The record is from the annotation of a GenBank genome assembly.